GACGGACUAGACACACGAAAAAGUAAUGAAAGUGAAACUUGAGGAGACGUUUUGUCUACAUAAGUAGUAAUAAUUCACCCUUUAAGAAAAUGUAGUGAGGGAUACUUGUAUAUCUCUUUUUUUUUAAACCUUCCAGAUGGUAAUAUUUUAACAAGCUGAUUUAAUUAACACCAUGGCAGAUUUGGAUGAAUUCCCUGUGGUGUUUAUAGACCCUGUCUAUGCUACAGUCACCAGUAUGUCUGGACUAGAUGGUGAUGAUACUGCUGAUCUUAAAUGGAUGGAAAAUUGUGGGAUGUCAGGGGGAAUAAUCAAGUUCUCAACACAAGGAUGUGUACAAAGAAGAUCCAAUGUGAGCUACUAUGUAAAGAUGGCAGAAGAAACCAGUACAGAUAUGAUAGCAGACUAUUUCUACAAAGCCUGGAAGUUGGGGACACCAAACAUAGUGGUAUCUAUUAUAUCUAAUCCUGAUCUAUGGAAGAGAUGGAAGAAUCAAAAACAAAGAGAAGAUUUUCAGAAAGGGAUAGUGGAGGCAAUAAAUACAACAUCCAUGUGGUUACUUACUGAUGGUACUAACACUGGUGUUUCUAAGAUGAUAGGAAAUGCUAUUAAGAAGGAGAAAGAAAGACGACAUUUGUUAGCAGCAAAUAUUUCUAAGCAGCACUUAGUUUCAGACAAUCUUGAGAAACUACCGAAAAUAACAGCAAUAGGAGUUAUUCCUACUUCUAAAUUGUCCUAUGCUGAAGUGUUUAAAACAGAGGAUACAGAAAUCAGCAUUGAAUUGAGUGAUCAAGACAACAUGUCAAUGUUAGAGGAACUAAAUCCUGACCUUACCAACUUUAUAAUGUUAGAUCAGGUUAAGACUAACCAAGAUGUAAAUGAUUAUAGACUAGCUAUAGAGAAAAGAUUCAGACGUCCUGUUGGCAAACCAAAGCAGUACAGAAAAGUUGAUGACACUGGAUCAGGGGAAGUAAUCACAAGUACGACUACUCCUCUUGUUGGUCUGCUGAUUCAAGGCGGCCGGACAGAUAUAGAACAUGUUUGUGAUCUGAUCAAAAUAAAAGUACCAAUAGUCAUUCUGAAAGGAACCGGUUCAGCUGCUGAUCUCUUCUCAUUUGCACAUGAUGAAAUUAAAAGAAGACCAGAUGAAGAGCAUGUGAAUUCAUACAUAAAACCAGAACUUCUAAAAAGGAUGAUGAAGGCAUUUCCUAAUGAAUUUAAGAAUGAUGUUUUAGCCAGAAAUCAAUGUAGAGACAGGAUAGUUGAAUGUUUACAGUUUUCUUUGAAGGUUGAGCAAAAUUUUGUUACAGUUUUGGACAUUGAUGCAGACACCAGUGUUUUAGAGAAUUUAAACAAGUAUAUUCUUCUUGCUUUGUUUGAAUCACAAGAACCACAGAAAGGUAAAAUGCUUCAAGAUCAACUGCAGAAAAACUUGAAACUGACAUUAGAUUGGAACAGACAUGAUCUAGCAUUAUCACAGAUAUUCCAGAAGUAUGACUGGGUUAGGAUAAAGAUUUCCAAUAAUUUGUUAGACUUAGCCAUGAUAAAGAAGGACAGACACAAGUUCGUACAGUUAUUCUUAGACAGGGAUGCGAUAGAAGUGCACAAAUAUUUCAGCCAUAAAAAGUUUCUGUAUCUCAUAAACCACUUUGAGGAUCCAGAAUUCUUCCGCACAAUUUGCCUCGGAGAAAUGUUGGGUUACUCACCAAUUUCAGACUACCCUGUCAGUAAAAGAUUUGUAUAUGGAUACAAAUGUGGAAUGAAUAAACUAUUGUAUAAAGCAACAUAUCUGUCACAGUUAGCUGCAUUUACUGAUUUUGAAGAAAUUGAGGCAAUGGAAAGUAAUGUUUCAGCACCUGCUGUAGCUGAAAGAAAGGCCUUCAAUAUCUUAGUUUAUUGGGCAGCAUUAAAUUUUGAUGCUGAGCUAACAAAGACAUUAUGGAAGAAAACUGAGGAACCAAUGGCAAUGGCUAUUAUUGUCAGUAUGAUCUGGCAUAGCAUGGCAAAAAGAUGGUGUCCUGAUGUUGACUUGAAAAGAAAGCUUUUGGCAUCUUCAAAAGAAUUUGGGAAAAUGGCAGUUCAGUUAUUAGACUACAGUUACAAAGAUUCUAACAUAAACACAAUUGCACUAUUGGAUGAACGUCUAGAGGACUUUAAUUUCAAGACUGUAAUAGAGCUUGCUCAUAUGUCAAAGAAUAAGCAUUUUAUUGCCCACUAUAUCUGUCAGAAGUGGCUAAGACGAAGGUGGUUUGGCAACUUACUUAUUAGAAAGUAUGACUGGGGACCCAUUAAGAUACCGAACUGGGUAAAGAUUUAUUUAAGUUUGGUGCUGAUAUUCCCAAUGUUUAUCUGGAUAGAAUAUGAUUUAGCAGACAAAAAAAGGAGACAGGACAAAAUAAUGGAUGGUAUUGAUUUUAAAUACCUAAUAAAAUAUAUAUAUAUUACAGAUGAUUACGAUGAACAGACAGUGAAAGAUGUACCAUUAGCUAGCCACCAUAGACCUGUUUUUGUUGAUGACUGGAUAGUAAAACCUACAGAAACAGUUGCCUUUAAAAUGAGAAGUGUUUGGCAGUAUGGAAGAGAGAGAUUGAAGGUUCCAAUACAUUUACAGUUUUAUUAUUUAUGGAGUGCACCCAUCACCAAGUUUUGGCUUAAUCAGGUUUUUUAUAUCAUGUUCCUGAUUUUAUUCAGUUUGGCCACAUUGUACCCAUACUGUGGUAUAUUUUCUCUUGAUAUUGCUGUAUUUAGCUGGAUUUUAAUGAUAUGGGCAGAACUUGUAAGAACCACAUUUGUUAAAAGAAAGAAAUACAAAGAAAUGGAUUUGUUUUGGACAAUAAUUGAAAUAUUUGUGAUGGCCUUUUUAUUGAUGGUCAUAUUGACUGCAAGGAUACCACAGUAUUUCAAGCCCUUCUUUACCUAUCUGACGACUAAGUUUAUAAUGAGUUUAGGUCUGCUCUAUUUCUACUACAGAGUGUUGGUUGUAUUUUUACCUAUUAGUUCAGUACUUGGACCUAUGCUCAUCAGCAUUAAAAGAAUGGUAAAACAUGACUUUCUGACAUGGUUUAGGAUGUAUCUGAUCAUCAUGGUAUCAGGUGCUAUUACCAUGCACGCAGUUCUGUAUCCAAACUUUCCCCUGGAGCCUGAAGGAAUACGAGUUGCACUGUCUAGAGCUUUCUUUGCUAUGUUUCUUACAAAAAUAGAUGAUUUAGAAGGUGCACCAUGUUCCAAUGUUUAUGCAAAUACUACAGUAAUUGGUCAUUGUUAUAAUAAAGAUUCUGCUUCUCUGUGGACUAGGAAGUAUUUUAACACCACUAAUCUUGUAUCACAGCCAGGAGAUAAUACCCCAAUAGCCAAGUGUCCAUACAGUAGUUUAGGAGGUUACCUGAUAGUCAUACAGUAUCUACUUAUUGUUAAAUUGAUAAUGGUCACCUUACUGUAUGCUUUGUUUAGCUCUACAAAUUCCAAAGUGCAGGGUCAAUCAGAAGCUAUAUAUAAGUACCAGAAGUAUAGUCUGAUUAUAGACUUUGAAGAGAAGUUGAUCCUUCCUCCACCAUUAAACAUCAUCAGCUAUAUUAUAAUGGUAUUCCAAUGUAUAUUCCGCUCAUUCAGGUAUUGUUGGAGGAGAUGUUGCAGGCGUUUAUCUGAUUGUUGCAAGAAAAAGGAAACAGUAGAUGGAGCUAGUAAAAUAAAUAUCAUGAUGACUCAGUAUUCAGAGAAUUACAGUUAUUGGGGAAACUUUGUCAAGAAAUUGGAAAAUGAAGAAGAACAGCUUCAAGCAGAAGAUAACAGGGCUAAUAAACAAAGUCAAAUGUUAGACAGUAUAAUGAGCCAGUUUUUACAAGAAAGAAAAUUUGAUGGUAAAUUGGUAGAACAGAUUUCUAAUUUGGAACAGAAUGUUACUAGUUGUCAAAUGGCACUUGAAGAACUACGACACAUGAUUGAGAAAAUCAAUCCACAACUGCAGCCAGCCUUGGUAGCAGAAAAAAGUUUUAUACAUGUGCUCAGUAGAAGAUCACCUUACCCAGAGACAACUGUGACCAGAUUUCCUGUUUUUGAUAAAUAUGUGCCUUGGGAGAUACCAUACAUUACCUAUGAUCCAGUUGUAUAUUCCUGCCCCAAAGACAAUUAUCCAGAGAGGACACAACCAUAUGUUGAUCAAGACUUCCUACAAUCUCUGAUAGACAGUAAAGCCAUGUCUAUGCAGAAUGUGAGAGAAUCAGAAAUAGUCAGUAUAAUGCCUUCAUGGAAUGCAUCUACAACUGUUGUUAUUAAAGGCAAGAAGAGGAUGAUUGACAGGAAAACUUAUAUUAAACAAGAUGGAGUCAAAAUUAAAUAUCAGCUAGAUACCUGUAAUUUGCCUAUCAACCCGCGAGGGAGAACUGGUUUAAGAGGACGAGGUAGACUACACAGAUGGGGACCUAAUCAUAAUGUAAUAGUGGUUAUCACACGUUGGAAGAGGAAAGAGAACUCUGAGGAUUUUCUCAUUGUUGAUGAUAAAAGAGUGUUAGAAGUGAUAGCCAUACAGAAAAGUGACAGUUCAGAGUAUUCAUUACCUAGGGGAGGUGAUUAUGGAUAUUUGACUAUGUAUAGUGCUGUAUGUCAGAAGUUUUUGACCUUCACAGCUGAAGAUACAGCUACCAAGGUCAAUCCAGACAUGGAAGACACUGAUAUGAUAAAGUUUUUCAGACAGUUUUCUCCAUCCCAUGGAUCUUCAUCUCCCUUUACUUCCACUGUUAUCUACAAAGGAUAUUUUGAUGAUCAGUCCAAUUCAGAUAAUGCAUGGAGAGAGGUAGAGGUCUGGAAUUUACAUUUUGAUGAAGAAGACAGAGAGAAAGAAUUUAACUUAAAAAAUAAAGAGAAGAAAUGGAAGACUGUCUCUUCAUACAACACUUUCCUUGGAAGCCAGGACUUGAUACUUAGACAAGCUGCUAAUCUACAUACUGCUUAUUACUGAAUAUAUAUAUUCAUGUGUUAUUGUUUGUGAUUGAUCGAAUUUUGUGGCUUUUAAUUGUGUGCUGAAACUAUAAAAUUAACUACCCAAAGAAAUGCAAAUUUUAUAUGCUUUUUAGGCAAAGUCAGUAUAUUUUGAACAUGGAAUUUUUCUAAUAUAUCCUUCAGUUGAGUUCACUUGUUAUUUUUUCUCUUUGCCAAGUCACAAUCCAGGUUUUUUAGAAACCUAUAACAUUUUACAAUAAUUCACAAAAUUUCGUUUCCACAAAUAGAAGAACUUUCACAGAAGUUAAAAUUUCCCAGCACUUUCUAUGAAAACCAUUUGGGAUACCAUUUCACAAAGCAGUCAUGGGUGUUAAAUGUGCAUAAUUUAUAUACAUUUGUAAUGUGAACUUUGUAAGCUUUGUUAAAUGAUGUCAGGGCCUUGUACUUACAAAACAUAUUCCACUUGAAAUGUAAGCAGAGACUUAAUACUGUUCCACACUUUCCAUGUAAGCCAAGACUUGAUUUUGUACAACACUUUCAUGUAAGCUUUGAUCUAACACUGUACAACACUUUCCAUGUGCAACAGCACCAAUGUGACCAUGUAAACCAUACUUUACACUUUUCAUAGAAGCCAUGACCUGAUACUUUACACUUUUCAUAGGAGCCAUGACCUGAUACUUUAAACUUUUCAUAGAAGUAAUGACCUGAUACUUUACACUUUUCAUAGGAGCCAUGACCUGAUACUUUAAACUUUUCCUAGAAGUAAUGACCUGAUACUUUAUACUUUUCAUAGGAGCCAUGACCUGAUACUUUACACUUUUCAUAGAAGUAAUGACCUGAUACUUUACACUUUUCAUUGAAGUAAUGACCCGAUACUUUACACUUUUCAUAGAAGUAAUGACCUGAUACUUUAUACUUUUCAUAGAAGCCAUGACCUGAUACUUUACACAUUUACUGUGUAACUCUUUGCCAGUCACUGUACAACACUUUCUGUGUAGGCCAAGACCUGGCACUGCACAAUACUUUCUAUGGAAACAAUCUACUGAUAAAUAUGGCAUCUGCUUAUUACUAAUUACAGGUAAAUCUGUUGUGCAGUUUUAUUGCACAUACAGUUUGACAGACAGUAUGCUCAAUUAAAUGCUCUCAUAAGAAUGAAAUUGUUGAACUACACAGCAUGGUUCCUUUGUACGGAUCUGUUGACAUAUUUUUCUCUUCAAGAUUUCAGAAAUCAAAAAGAAAAUCCUUCAAAUUUAUUUUUUUAUUUAAAAAGGGGGGGGGGGUCAAUUCGCAACAGCAUUGUGUAUUGCACAAAAGCAAAAAAUUGAAUAUAACUUCAAAUCAUAUAUCAUAUAACCAAUUCAAAGUUCUUUGACUACAGUUAUUCUGUGUCAGAAACCUAUUAUGUGUCAAAUAUUGAAUUACAAUCCAAAUUCAGACCUGAAUCAAGUGCGAAUAUUGUGUCCAUUUUUCCCCAACUGUUCAGGGUUGGACCUGUGAGGUCGUAUCAGGCUGCGCUUGGAGAAGCAAUUUAUUCAAACUGUUUUACUGUAUAAUGUUGGACUUUAUGAUAAUUUCUAUAUUAAACAUUGGGUUAGAUAAAAAUGUAUGAGAAAACUUGUAUGAUUAAGAUAGUGAAUAAAAUUCUAAUUGUCUGAUUAAUCAUUUCAAUAUUUCUAAUCAAUUGUAUAGCAAAAUGCAACUGUUUAUCAGCAAGCAGUAAAUUCCAGAUUGUUUAAUUUAAUUCCCUCAGUCUCCUGAGCUCUUUAAGUCACACUCAGUCAGUUGAAGCUUUGAUUGAUAUCAAGGAAAAUCAGCUAUUUCAAAAUCAAGUUGAAUGAAAUAAAAAGCAUAAUUUAUUUGUUUACAUUAAAAUAUAUUGUUAAGUAUGAUUUCAGAUGAUAUUCUUACCGCCAUAUUUAGUUUUGAUUCUGAUUUUUUUUAUAUGUGUUCAGUUACUAAAUGCUAUUUUAGUAUUUAUAUUUACAUGUAUGAUGUUUUGUAUUGUAAUUUGAUGAUUUAAUCAUUUUAGACUACUGAUAUACUACCCACUGUUUUAUUUUAAAAAAUGGAAGCUUUUUCUUUCAUUUCUAGUCAUUAACAUUUUGAUCUGCCAUUUUUAGUGCCUAAAAUGUCACUAUUGCAUGAUAUUUAUGAAAUUACCAUGCAAACCACAAAUUAAAGUAUAUAUCUAAUUUUCUUUACACUAAAACUUUAACAAAUAUUAACUUACUUUCUUGCACAUGGUCAACUCUAUUUUAAUUAUAUAGAGAGCUUUUAAAAAAAAAUAUCAGGUGUUGAAAAUUAAAGUGUUCAAGUGGAAAUCAGGUAAAUAUAAGUAGUCGCCUGGAGCAACAUGUUUCAACUAAGUAAUAAUGAUUUCACUAAGUAACAAAUGUUUAAGUAGGUCUAGGUAAUAUUCAAAUAGAACUGACCAAUUGCAAGAAAAUUAGGUACUAAAUUCUGAUAGGAGUUAUUGCAAUGACUGAAAGCCUUGAAUUAAUAAUUCAUCUGCUUUUUUUUUCUGCAGAGUUUAGUUUAUAGUCCGGUAGUUAGCAUUUGAUUUUCUAUGUAUGAUAUUAUUGUCAAACUUUACCUCGCAACUGUUUGUAAUCAAAAUAUAAGAGCUUCGCUUUGGUUGUAAAAGCUUUGUUACUGUAAUUUUUAUUGAAUAUUUAUCGUAUCGAUUAUGAAUAUUUGACAGAUUUUUUUUUUAUUAUUACUUUUUAUUUAAAUGGCCUUAAAAGGUUUUGUAUCAUUCUCUCCACUAUAACACAGUGAAAAAAAAUGUACCUUUUUGACACCCUCAAAAGCAAAGUAGUUAAGAGGGUGCACUCUGUCUGUCCAUCUGUUUGUCCAUUCAGAUUAUGUUAGGUUCAUAACUUAAAGGGACACUAGCUACAAAGAAAUUAUUCACUUUUUUUUAUAUUUCAAAUUCAAAUGUUGAGAUGAGAAUAAGGGAUUGGGUAAUGGGUAGUGUAUCAUUUGUGACCUUUGCACUUAGUACUUCUAGUUGUCCUUAGAUGUCUUUUAACAUUUGUUCGUCAUAUAAUGUAGAGACAAAUCUCUGUGUCAACAGUUUAUUAUAAAACUGUAUUUAACUGUAUAGGGGAAAGUAAAUAUUUUUCAUUGGUCAUUCAAGAAUGAAUUGUUGAUUAUGGUAACUCAAUAUACCAUUAUAGAUUUAUGAGAAUUGGGCUCUUAAUCCAAAAUACUUCUCAAACUAGACCAAUGUACAUACUGAUAAAUGGACAAAGGUUUAUCAUUAUCCCCAAGACACUUUUUAACAGAGCCUAACUACUAGAGUAUACCAUUAUUAUUAAAAAGAACGCUACGCCUUUGCUUAAAACAUUAAAUUACAUAUUUUAUUUUAGUUAGAAAAUUUUAAAAAUAAAAAUUGUGAAUUUUGAUAACUUUUGAAAAAUUUACACACAGAUAAGAUUUACUGCUUAUUUGUGUAAACGUAAUUAAAGACAAUUAUAUCCUAGUCAUAAUGCUUAUUUAAAGAUUUUGAUCAUUGUAUUAUAACUAUUUUAUAUUAAUUGCAAUGCAUGGAUUUUACCUUUUAUUAUAUCUUUCUUUUCUUACCUAGAGAUUUUACAAUUUGUCUUGAUGAUUUUUUGCCCUUUUGUCAAUAAAAGUUACCUUAUUUA
This is a messenger RNA of Mytilus californianus (California mussel), 8582 nucleotides long. Its product is annotated as transient receptor potential cation channel subfamily M member 1-like. The record is from RefSeq and is a predicted model, not a curated record. Bases 173 to 4951 code for a protein of 1592 amino acids. The transcript is spliced from 32 exons. Gene Ontology annotation, biological process: monoatomic cation transmembrane transport. NCBI's taxonomy places the organism in Eukaryota, Metazoa, Mollusca, Bivalvia, Mytilida, Mytilidae. Gene Ontology annotation, molecular function: monoatomic cation channel activity.